This is a messenger RNA of Ectocarpus sp. CCAP 1310/34, 2479 nucleotides long. The record is from the annotation of a GenBank genome assembly. NCBI's taxonomy places the organism in Eukaryota, Phaeophyceae, Ectocarpales, Ectocarpaceae.
UUCUCACAUCCCUAACGCGCCUCGAACUAUGGACGACGAUGCUGACCUGCGGGAUGUCGUGAAGAAAGCCCUCGAAGGCAAGGGAGUGCUGGCGCAAAUCCGGGCAUCGCUGCGGGCCGCUGUGUUUACUGUGGUUGAUGAGCACGAGCGCACGGCAGGCGUGCACGUGCCCAAUCCUGCUGCCCUGGUCGUGAAGCAUGAUACUGUUGGCCGCUUGGCGCUGCAAGUCGUGGCCGAUUUUUUGGAGCACUGGGAGCUGCACCAGACCCUUUCCGUCCUCAAGCUGGAGACAGACAUGGCGACAGAGGACUUCUUGUCGACAGAGGAGCUCGGGUCUAUCGUGGCGAAUGGUGCCGCGGUGGGAAAGGGCGAGACAAAGACGCCUGAUGGAAAACCCUCGCCGGUGAUGCUCCAGCUGCUAGCGGCGUGUCGCGCAGCACCUCGAGACAGAGAAAACGGGCUUCCUCUAGGGGCCGCCGCCGCCGACCGGAGUGAGAGGUUGAUCGGCGAGGACAAGGGGCGGAAGGAGGAAGAGGGCAGGCAGGAAGCGGAAGAAGGAGAAGAAGACGGCGGACGGCGGGGCACCACGUGGAGAGGGGUGGGCGUGGAAGGGGACGGCGUGCCGCCAAGAGUGACGCUGAGGAAACGAAGAGGAGACCACGGUGGAACCAGUGGCACCAGCGUUAGCGGCAUGGGCAACGGCAGCGGAGGAGAAGACGCCAACGAACCGGCCUGGAGCGUUCCGUCUGAACCAGUGUCGUCGGCGACGGCAGGAGAAAGAGAAGGCGACCGGCAGAGCCGGGAGCGGGAGAACGACGGCGACGCCGAGGAGAGCCGGUUUGGCGGGCUGCUACUACGCGAACAACCUACAGCUGCCGAUGACAUCUACCGCGGGGAAGACAAAUCAGGGGGACAGGACAGGUGGGAGCACCACUUUGACGGGAGAAUGGACGAGAGCUCGUACGACUUCUCGGAGAAUGUUGAGUCUGUCAAGGGGGCUGGUGAGGAUCCGAUGGUAGCAGCCGCCGCCUCUGGCGUGGACGGGGGCGGGGGCGACGGCGAAUCGAUCUCGGCGGCGGCUGCGGCGGCUGCGGGGGGGGGGGCUGUGACAUCUGAGAACGCGGCACUAGUGGAACAAGCAGGGGUGUACGACCGCUCUUGCGAAGGCAAGGAGGACGACGGGCCUCGCCGAGAGGAAGGCGAUCGAUUUUCUAAGCACGCUGGUGCUAACAACUCGUACGGCGGCGGCGGCGGCGGCGGUGUGUUGAGAAAUGGCAAUGGAGACAGCCUGGCCGGUUUUGGUGGUUCGAGCGACAACGGCGGCGGCGUCGAGAAGGAGCCUCGGAGCAGUGUGGACGGGGGCGUGGCGAGCGGCGUUGACGAGUGGAACGAGGACUACUACGAGGAUGAUGACUUCGAUGGUGACGGCGAGGAGGACAUCGAUAACGAUGACGGUGAUAUUAGUGCCGCCGAUGUAGCAGCCAAGGUAGCUGCAAAUGCCGGCGAUGGAGAAGUGGAGGAUGAGGCGCUGCUGGCGGAGGGGGGUGGCACGCACCAGGACGGCUUCUUUGAUCCGGAGGGCUCGCGGGGUAGGGUCAGCGCGGAGCAAGAGGAGCGAAUCGCGGACCUGGAGUGGGAGGCGAGAGUCGGCCUAUCUGCUGACAGCAGCGUGUCGGCGAGCCCGAUGGAGGAAGACGGCAUGGACGGCCCGGCGUACGAGAUCGUGGACGCGCAGAGCAUUUAGGAGCGGGGGGUGUUUGUGUGUGUGUGUUUAUUUGGUGUAAAGCGAUGAGAUGAUGUAGGCGUAUGGAGUAAAACUCGAAGCGACUAGAAUUGAGGCAACUGGUGAUACCUUGCUGUUGAGAGGCUGCUUUGGGUCGUGUGUGUUUUCGGUGGCUUUUGUAUGGUGGUUUUGUCUGGAGUGUUGUGUUGCGGCGUGCGCGUGUUGUGUGUGGCGUACAAGUGGAACAGCUUUUUCCGAAUUUUUUGUUUUGUUCUUGGACGAGUGAUAAGGUGUUGAACGCUUACUUGGGCCGAAUAGUUGUCGCUCUCCUAGGUUGGAUGGAUCGGACCUUUGUCCUUUUUCAAGGGUCUCGUACAGAGCUUUUUUUUAUUUCCGUUCACUCACCCCUUACAGAAAGCAGUUCGGUAAAUUAGCCUCUGAUCUUCGACUUGUUUCUUUGAUGCAGGGGAUUGCUCGUCGAGCCAAGGAAGACGUAUACGUGUAUUUAUCUCUCAAGAUGAAUGAAGGGUUGUGAAAGCCAAAUUGGAAGGUGCGAACAUUACACACGUGGAUAGACGUGGGUUGCAUGCUCUCUUCUCUCUUUGGAGUUUUGGAAAGUAUUUUGUUGAAAGGAGGAUGUCGCAACGAAUCAGCGCGACUUUUAAUUAAGGUGGGAAUGACAUAUUCGAGCUACGGGACAACAUCGCAAGGAAUCAGCGCAGUUCUCACCACGAAUAGGAUUGUACGUUCGGGCUA